CCAUUCACUACAUUCCGAGAACAAUUCAGUCAUAAAAUGGCCAAGUUUUUAUCUACUUUGGUUGCCAAUGCUGCAUUUCUCCUGCUUUGGAUUGUUCUUGUCUCUGCUUCUACGGAACAACAAAAGAUCGACGACGUUGCCGCUAUCUCACCUUCCUUAGAGCAGGUCGCAUCUCCUCAGGAUACCAACAUAUGCGGCCCGAACGACGUAUAUAAUAGUGAGAUAUGGCGUCCAACGCAGGAUUGCAAUAUCUGUACAUUCUACUGUGCAGGUGUAUGUUCAGGGAUGGGUACUAAACAGGUUAAAAAAGCCUGCACGCCUCGUAGACGAUACGGUGAGGCGCCUUCGGUGUUUUGUCAAUGUUGUUGUGCGAAACCCCGGUCUCCUCCACCUCCACCACCGUCUCCCCCUCCUCCGACUCCUUCAGGUGGUGAGUGUCAAGACGGGGACACAGAGUCGGAAACUACGCUCAUCACCUCGAACUGCGCCGAUUGUACAAAUUGGUGCAAAGAAGAAUGUGCAGAUUUAGGUGCUGUUGUGGUUAAUGACAAGUGCGCAAUAGGUGAAUCCAAGUUUGUUAGGCGUUGCAAGUGUUGCUGCCGUGCAAGCUCUUGUCCUACCCUUGGUUGUCCUGCAGACGUCACAUGGACGGUACCGGGUGUAUUGCCUCCUUGCAAAUACAAGCUAAUAUCGUCAUUCUCUUCGUUGCCAUCAUCAGGAUUAUCAAUGUAACAUGCUGAAAACUCGUAGAUUGAUUCAACUAAAUAAAAAGCUGCUGCCCCCAUGAAUCAACGUUUGAUUGAUCCAGAUUGGCACUGGCUUAUUGUACCAUUGCAAUUGCAAUUUGAGUUUUUAAUGAGAAUGUUUUUCUUUUGUCAACUGU
Molecule: messenger RNA, 883 nt
Organism: Papaver somniferum (opium poppy)
Lineage: Eukaryota; Viridiplantae; Streptophyta; Magnoliopsida; Ranunculales; Papaveraceae
Exons: 2
Coding region: 37-732 (231 amino acids)
Source: RefSeq, a predicted model, not a curated record